AUGUUCAAGAUCAUUCAGGAUGUACAGGAUACCUCACAUCUUGUGACAUAUUUGGCCACUUUUCUACUUCCUAGACCUGGAGACAAUGGCUAUCAUAGGAAAAUCUACACAAAGCCGGAAUUGUACAUCGCGGUAAACUUGAAUGAGAAGAACUGUAUGUGGGGGAUCACUCCUCUUCACGAUCUUAACAGGAGUUAUCCGCCUAUGGAAUUUUGCUCCCCAGAACGUCUUCAUGGAAAACACCCAAAUUUUGCUUGCGACAUGUGGAGUUAUAUGGUUUAUUUUGGAGUGCUUUACCUCAACGGCUAUUCGCCUUUCUCUACCGUAGCCCAUGGCGGAGUGAUAAGUGAUAUCGGGAAAACACCCGAACCAACUCGUAACCUUGCAUCAACAAUUGCAUACUCUCGUCCAGACGCAGAUCCAAUUGAGCGAGGGCUUGUUCACUCCAUUAUGUUGAAGAUAUUUACUUCUGCAUUGUAUUGUUGUUAUAGAUCUCAUUAG
Messenger RNA from Aspergillus caelatus, 501 nucleotides. RefSeq lists its product as uncharacterized. The coding region runs from base 1 to 501 and encodes 166 amino acids. The transcript is spliced from 6 exons. NCBI's taxonomy places the organism in Eukaryota, Fungi, Ascomycota, Eurotiomycetes, Eurotiales, Aspergillaceae. The record is from RefSeq and is a predicted model, not a curated record.